Ylistrum balloti is the source of this 6509-nucleotide messenger RNA. Its product is annotated as protein transport protein Sec31A-like. Bases 103 to 3777 code for a protein of 1224 amino acids. Gene Ontology annotation, molecular function: structural molecule activity; protein binding. Gene Ontology annotation, biological process: endoplasmic reticulum to Golgi vesicle-mediated transport; endoplasmic reticulum organization; COPII-coated vesicle cargo loading. The transcript has 27 exons. The record is from RefSeq and is a predicted model, not a curated record. Lineage: Eukaryota; Metazoa; Mollusca; Bivalvia; Pectinida; Pectinidae. Gene Ontology annotation, cellular component: endoplasmic reticulum exit site; COPII vesicle coat.
CGUUGAGCAAAGGAAAACGUGGAUUAUUUAUUUGUGGAAUUGGCUACGUGGUAUAAUACAGAACCCAAGAAUUCUUGAUCUAGAAGAAAAACAAUUUUCAAGAUGAGAGUGAAAGAGAUUGAGCGGACGGCCAAUGUAGCAUGGUCGCCUGCUGCACAGUACCCAAUCUAUAUAGUUGCUGGAACAGCGGCACAACAACUUGAUGCCACAUUCAGCACAUCAGCAGCUUUGGAGGUGUAUAGCCUGAAUUUGGUAGAUUCAACUCUCAAUAUGCCACUGGUCUCUACUAUCCCAUCAGACUGCAGAUUUCACAAGCUUGUGUGGGGCUCCCAUGGGAUGUCUGCAGAAGCUGAUGGUGCAGGGUUUAUUGUUGGCGGAACAGACAAUGGAGGCGUGUACUGUUACAGUGCCAGCAAGAUGAUUAGAGGGGACAAGGAUUGCCUUCAAUUUAAACAGGACAAACACACUGGUGCUGUUAAGGCUCUUGACUUCAACCCUUUUCAGACAAACUUGUUAGCAACUGGUGCCUCUGAUUCUGAGAUUCACAUUUGGGACCUGAACAAACCUGAUAGCCCAAUGACACCUGGGGCUAAAUCACAGCCCCCGGAGGAGGUAGCAUGUGUAGCAUGGAAUCAGCAAGUCCAGCACAUCUUGGCCUCCACCUUCACUGCCCGCUGUGUUGUCUGGGAUCUCCGUAAAAAUGAGCCCAUCAUAAAGAUCAGUGAAAGCAUGUCACGGAUGAAGAGUAAGUCUGUAGCUUGGCAUCCGGAGGUUGCAACUCAAUUGUGUCUGGCUUCUGAAGAUGAUCAUACACCAGUUAUACAGCUCUGGGACCUCCGCUAUGCUACAUCUCCAGUGAAAGUCUUGGAGAACCACAAACGGGGUGUGUUAGAUAUUGCAUGGUGUGCCCAGGACUCUGACUUACUACUCAGCUGUGGAAAGGACAAUAGAAUUCUAUGUUGGAACCCUAAUAGCAGCAAACAAGAUGGAGAGGUUGUAUAUGAGGUACCAACAAGUACUCAGUGGAGUUUUGACGUCCAGUGGUGUCCUAGAAAUCCUGGCAUUAUCUCCAGUUCAUCAUUUGAUGGUCAUGUAACAAUGUACUCCUUAAUGGGUGGAGGUCAUCCAGUACAUCAAUGUAACAAGGUUGCAGAUUCUUUCAAUACCAAUGACCCAUUUGCACAAGGGGCUGCCAGUCAAGCCUCUCAACAAGGCGAUGUGAUGCCAUUGCAAAAACCACCAAAGUGGCUACGGAGACCUUGUGGGGCAUCCUUUGCUUUUGGAGGCAAAUUGGUAUCAUUUGAGGGAGGUAAAUCCCUGCCAUCAUCACAACAGCCAUCGCCACCAAGAGAAGUAUUCAUUAGUCAGGUUGUCACAGAAACUGACCUGAUAACAUCCUCAUCUCAGCUAGAGCAGGCACUGAUGAAUGGCCAGUAUGUUGAGUUUUGUGCCAUGAAAGCAGCCAACUGUCAAGAUGCAAUGCAAGAGAGUAUUUGGAACUUUUUAAGGGUGAACUUUGAAAAGGAACCACGAGAACACUAUAUACAGUUGCUGGGAUAUGACAAAACAGAUCUGGCCAAAAAGGUUGCAAAACACGCAUCAGGAGAUGAUUCAGUCGUUGGUCAAGGCGUUGAUGCCACAGAGUUGGCACAGAAAAUGUCUCUACUGGACACAUCUGACCUACAAAGAGGCAUGUCAGGUUCUGGACAGGCUUCACCUAGUGUUGGUUCUAAGACACCUGGCAGUGUGGAUGAGUUAUCUGCCUUUGAUGACAUAGCAGCACAGCAGAAAGCAAAGGACCGACCGCAGUCACCUCUUAAUAUACCUACAGAUGCAGAUGCUGAUGGUUUGCUGAGUCAAGCAUUACUUAUGGGGAACUUUGAGGCAGCCGUGGAUAUUUGUCUGAGUGAGGACAAGAUGGCUGAAGCAAUCCUCCUAGCUAUUGCAGGUGGUCCAGACCUUCUCAGUCGUACACAGAAAACAUACUUCACAAAAAACAAAAGCAGUUUAGGCCGGUUGAUAUCCACAGUGGUUACACACAACUGGUCACAUAUUGUGCAGACUUGUAACCUUGACAACUGGAAAGAGGCAUUAGCUCUCAUACUCACUUAUGCAUCACAAGACGAGUUUGUUUCUUUAUGUGACACACUUGCAACUCGCUUGGAAUCGGAGAGAGCUGGCAACUUAUCGAUGUAUGCUAGUCUUUGUUAUAUUUGCUCUGGAAAUGUGGACAAACUAGUAGAGAACUGGCAACGCAACACACAUGCUAACAAUACUCCAAUGGGCCUCCAGGACUUGGUAGAGAAAGUAAUGGUUCUUAGAAAGGCUGUGGCUUUAUCACGUGGUCAAGAGGAAGAAGUGACCAGCGGUCUCCUAGCCAAUAAACUGAAUGGUUAUGCCAGUCUACUUGCUGCACAAGGAAGCAUGGACACUGCCAUGAGAUACCUUGGUAACUCAGCUGAGGUAAAUUUGGCCAUACUGAAGGAUCGUUUGUUCCAUGCGUUGGGACAGAGUAGCUAUGGUGUCCAAGCCCCUCCUUUCCCAUUCAAAAAGAUCAAUUUGAUACCACAAGGAGUUACUCCUGUACAGAACCCCACCCAAAGGACAGCCUCAAAUGCACCAUCACAGGCAUCUGGGAUGUACCAGACCCAGGCUGGUGCAACUUUCAACACCAAUACAACAGGCAGCAAAAGCUAUACAGCCCCUAAUCAGUACCCAACAUCUCCUUAUGGUACAAUGAAUGGUCAAGCUUCCACGAAUACCGCUCAGGGUCAAGGGCAGACCUAUAGUGGACAAUUCUACAACCCUAACUCAAUGACAUCAACAACUGGAUCAAAUGCAGCAUCUGGGGCCAGUGCACCAUCUAAAGGACUGCUGUCACACAAAUACCCAUCAUAUCCUCAGCCAGUACCUAGCUAUGACUCCUCUCAACAAUAUGGAGGCUAUGGCCAACAGUUAUAUCAGCCAGGUUACCCUAACCAGUCCAUGCCAUCAAAUGUUCCUUACUAUGGAGACUCGGGGGUGAACCCAGCUGGCUCACAAAUGACUUCAUCGCAGCCUUCCAACAUCUACAACCCAUCUAGCAACACCAUGACAAGUACUCCUCAACAUGCUGGAGCCAGUAGUACUCUACCCAGUCAGUCCUCCUUCAUGGACCACAAACCUGCAACUGCCUGGAAUGACCCACCAUUGGUGAAGGACAGGAAACCAAAGCAAGCAGAAAGCCACAGUCAGGCACCACUUACCUCCCCAUUAUAUGGUGUCACACCCGAGUCCAACAACCAGCAGGCCAUGCCCACAGACCAAGGACCCCCAGGGGCACCCAUGAAUUACUCCAACUUAUACAACCCACAGGAGCAUCAAAGAGAGGUUCAGGCUCCUCCUUCAAGUGCUAGUGUUCCAGAGCCAGUGCAGCCAGUUGCUAAACAACCAAUUCCCUCAGAACACCAGGUGUUGCAGGACAUAUUUGGUUCUCUAGUCAAAAACUGUUCUUCUGUUGCUUCUAAUGCUCCAAUGAAGAGGAAGCUAGAAGAUGUUAACAAAAAACUAGAAAUACUUUAUGACAGAUUACGUAAUGAGAUGUUAUCACAGAAUGUAUUACUUGGACUGCACCAGAUCGUCCAGGCAAUACAACAGUAUGACUACAAUGCUGGCAUUCAAGUAUAUACCCAGAUGGUCAGUCAGGGAAACUUCUCUGAAAUCAGUAGCUUUAUGCCGGGACUCAAAAUGUUGCUUCAGUCAGCCAUGCAGAUGCAGGUGUACGUGCACACUCAAUGAUAAAGAUUGUGCAUAGACAUUGAAAAAAUUGACACUUAUGAAUAUAGAAUGAUAUUGGCAAUUAUAAUAAGCCGGACUCAAGGAUAUGUGUGAUGUUUAGAAAUGAUUUUUGUUCAUGAGGAAAAAUAGACAGUUAUUGAAUUUUAUAACAUUCUAUAGAAUAUAUUGGUAUUUGCUAAAAGAAUGUGCUUCUUAUCCAUUUCAGAGAGAACAGUUUCCUUAAAGUUACCAAAAUAGCUGAGUAAUAGUAUUAAUGGCAACAAUACUUAAUCAUUUAACUUUACUUUCUCUCAUAUGAAACAUGUUUUCAUCAAAAUAUUGUUUUGUGAAAUUUUUGAAAUUAAGUUUUAUAAAAUCAACAUUUGCUACAAGGUAUCAAAAUAAUUUUCAGUAAUAUAUAAAGUAUAUCAGUUAUUAAAAAGAUAGGGAAAAAAUUAAUAAAUGAUUUUAGCACAAGUGUUAUCAAACAGAUUGAAAACUGGCACACUCCAUCUGACAGUCUGACUAUACACAUACCUACAACUGUCUUCAUUUUAAAUGCAAGUACCUCUGAGUGUGGUGUGUUGUAUUCUGAAAUUAAGACCCACAUUGCACACAUCAGAUAUUUAUGCCCCUCAGCACUUCUGGCAAUGUCCAGGACAUUUUUUUUCUGAUUUGUUACCUACAAUAGGUACAUAACGUAUUCAAUAUAUACUACACAAGCUCAUUGUAUUGUUCAGACAUCUGAUCCUGUGCCCCGAUGUGAAUACCACAAACUAAUGAUUCACAAUUAAAGCAGGUCUGAGUUUGCUAAUGGCAUACAGAGUGAAAUAGCUGUUUGUUACAUUGUGUGGUACUGUUCUGUGGCAGGAUCUAUAAUUGUGUAUUGGUGGUUAAAAAUUAGAUCCUUAAUGUUGUGACUGAAUAAUAAAGUAAACAGUAAAUGAUUUAGGUUGUAAUUCUGAUUUCAAAUGAAAAUUGUUAUCAAUCAACUCAUAAGUAUCAGAUAAGGAUAUGCACUCUGCUGCUAUAUCAGGAGAGUCCUUCAAAACCACUAAUAUAUUAAUCAUUUUGCUUAUUUUUUGACACUAUUUUUUAUUCCAAUAUUACUUCAUGAAACUUUGGCUAUUUCAAAUCACACAUACUUCACAUAUAUAACAUUUUGGAAUGGGUCAUCCACUUUUAUUGCUGGUAAUUAUUCUACAGUAUUAUACUUGUUUUCCGCUGUAAAUCCUAAUUUAUUAAGAUCAUAUUUGUUUACAUUUUGUUUCUAUGAUGUUAAUGACAUAUAGGAUAUUAAAUGAGAAUCUUUUUAUCAAUGAUUUGUAUCAAGCAUGCUGGGGAAUUUUCAUUUUAACCAAAAGAAAAGAAAUUUCUUGCUGAAAUUUUUGAAGGUUUUUCAUACAACUUCAUCAUUUCAUAUUUACUACAAAGUGCUUUAACUAUGAAUUUAUAAUGAUCUUUCUUAGACUAGAAUUACAUUAUAUGUAAAAAUAAAUAAGGUUGAUACACAAUGUUCUAUGUGUGAUGGCCAGGAGAUGUGAUACACAUAUGUGUUCACUGUAUACACAUUACAGUCUAUGAAACAUUUUCUAGCUUUACAUACAUGAUGAAUGCAGUGUAUUUAGUAUUGGAAUAAAAAAGGCAUACUAAACUAUAUUUUGUACCAGUAAAAUACUACCAAGCAAGACAAUGUGACAGAAUAGGUUUUAAAUAAUACUUAUGGAGGCAAUUUUACAUACAGGUUAAAGGAUAAGUAUAUUUUUAAAGCAUUAACUGGUGAAUAUAAGACUAUAUUUGUUGAAGUGAUUAUUCAUUUUUUCUUCUGAGAAAAUGGAGCUUUUGGUUCCAAAUGAAAUUAAUGACAUAAUAAAAUUUUUAAGAUAAAUUUUGUUAAGUAUUGGGAAAUUCUUUGACAUAUUUCAUUAAAAAAUAGGUAUAUAUGAAAUAGGUCUAAGGAAUUAUGAUAAUUUUCCAGUUGUAUGUUACAUGUUCUUUAAAGAAUAGUGCAACUGAAUAUGAUCUCCAAACCCCAUGCUAGCUAUCUGAAAAUAUAGAUUUUCAACAAUUGCAAGUAAGUAAUGAUCUUUAAUGACAAUACAUGAUAUUAUUUAAAUAUACUGCAUGCAUAAUACUUGAUUGAAAUGAAGAAGUGAAAUUGAAGCAAAGAUUGAUUCUGUUGAUGAUUGAUUAAAAAACAGUAUAAUUGUCAGUAUUUUGUAUACAGUUGUACAUAGUAAGUUAUAUCAUUAUGACUGCCAGUAUGUAAUCGCUCUGCUUCAUUAGAUAGGAUAGUUAGUAAGAAAUAGUUGUUGCAUUAAGAAUGUUCCUUGUGAGAAUAUGUGUUUGUUAAUAUUGUCCAUUGGGGCCAUUGCUUUUAUGAGGUUGAAGUUUUUUGUUCAGCGGUAAUUCAUGGGUUAAGUCAUUAACUAUAUUCUUUUAAAUGGCAAAAUGUUAUAGUUGUGAUUAUUUUCUUAUUGAUUGAAUUAUUGGAAAUUUUUAUUAAUAUUUUCUUCUUUCAAAAUUUAUUUAAUUGGAGUGGUUUUUUCUAUACACUUGCACCAGAUUUGGAUCUUGAUCAUCCCGGCCAUUAUGAUCCAACCACAUAAAAGCUAGCUUCCCCAGAUGAAUAUGCUGUGUGAGAAAGUACCUUAUUGUGUUACAUUUAUGUAGUACCUAGCGGUACAGAAAUUACAUGUGAUAUGUAUGCCUGUCAAACUGAAUGAGGAAAUAUAAUUAUGAUAUCAUCAGAC